GAGAGUGGGUCAUUUGUCGUCAGAGCGUAGUGAGAGGGAGUCCUUAGAGAGAGAGAGAGAGAGAGAAGGGUCCUUCUCUCUGCCUCUUCUUCAGUUUGUGAUUGUCUCCGUCGCGUUCGUUUCCUAUUCCUCGGCUGCCUCGACCUUCUCCAGAGAGAGAAAGACUGAAGAUAGAGAGAGUGAGAGAGGCAUCGAAACUUAGAAACCAUUAAAACCCAAAUUUUACCAUCAUCAUCAUCAUCAUCAUCAUCAUCAGCUCAGCUCAGCUUCUCUCUCUCUAAAAUAUUCCCAUCCCCUAAUCCUUUUUUUUUUUAUUUUCCCUCGGAUUCGAAUUUCCGCCCGUCGGUGUAGGGUUUUCGAUCCCCCAACACGCGGCGCGAUUGGGGCGCUAGGGUUUCGAAUUCCUCGGGGGAUGCUCGCCGGAGCUGCCAAUUCGCGGGAGUCCUAGCUCCGAUCUCGAAAUUUUAGGGCUUGAAUCCAGUCUGGGGGUGGCGGACGGUGGUCAGAUGGAUGUUGACUCGGCCAUGGUGCCGGAGACCGAUCACGAUCCAGCAUCUCAGAACCAUAACGGCGGCGGCCCCCCGGAGCAGCCUCAGUCCGGCGGCGGAGGAUCUCCGGCCCCGGCGCCAGCUCAGCAGGCGGUGCAGCAGACUCCAGUGGUUGGCCCCAGGCCUGCUCCGACUUACUCGGUGGUAAAUGCGACAAUAGAGAAGAAAGAGGAUGGUCCGGGCCCGAGGUGUGGGCAUACUUUGACUGCGGUGGCGGCAGUGGGAGAGGAGGGCACGCCUGGGUACAUCGGCCCGAGGCUGAUUCUGUUUGGUGGGGCUACUGCUCUUGAGGGCAAUUCCGCAGUUUCAGGAGCUCCUUCAUCUGCUGGCAGUGCGGGAAUUAGACUCGCUGGCGCAACAGCUGAUGUGCACUGUUACGAUGUCUUGACAAAUAAAUGGUCAAGGAUCACACCAUUUGGAGAACCGCCAACACCGAGGGCAGCUCAUGUGGCCACUGCUGUCGGGACUAUGGUUGUCAUCCAGGGUGGAAUUGGUCCGGCAGGCUUGUCUGCUGAGGACCUGCAUGUCCUUGACCUUACGCAGCAGAGACCAAGAUGGCAUAGAGUUGUUGUCCAAGGCCCUGGUCCAGGUCCACGUUAUGGGCAUGUUAUGGCUUUGGUGGGGCAAAGGUAUCUCAUGGCAAUUGGGGGGAAUGAUGGAAAACGGCCUUUAGCUGAUGUAUGGGCAUUGGACACUGCUGCCAAGCCCUAUGAAUGGAGGAAGUUGGAACCUGAAGGAGAAGGUCCUCCUCCGUGCAUGUAUGCUACUGCUAGUGCACGCUCGGAUGGUCUUCUUUUGCUUUGUGGUGGGAGAGAUGCAAAUAGUGUGCCACUUGCCAGUGCAUAUGGACUUGCUAAACAUAGGGAUGGACGAUGGGAAUGGGCAAUUGCUCCUGGUGUCUCUCCAUCCCCUAGAUAUCAACAUGCAGCAGUCUUUGUUAAUGCACGGCUCCAUGUAUCUGGAGGGGCGCUUGGUGGGGGACGUAUGGUAGAAGACUCUUCUAGUGUUGCAGUCUUGGACACUGCAGCAGGUGUCUGGUGCGAUACGAAGUCUGUUGUUACCAGUCCUAGAACAGGCAGGUUCAGUGCAGAUGCAGCAGGUGGAGAUGCUGCUGUUGAGUUGACAAGGCGCUGCAGGCAUGCAGCUGCUGCGGUUGGUGACUUAAUAUUUAUUUAUGGUGGUUUACGUGGAGGGGUAUUGCUCGAUGACCUGCUUGUUGCCGAAGAUCUAGCUGCUGCAGAGACCACUUCUGCAGCCUCGCAUGCUGCUGCGGCAGCAGCUGCAUCUAAUGUACAGACACCAAGGAUGCCAGGAAGGUAUGUAUGUGUUGAUGAUAGAACAAGGCAGACAAUGCCUGAGGCAGUGCAGGAUGGUUCAGUAGUGUUGGGAACUCCAGUUGCGCCCCCUAUGAAUGGUGACAUGUAUACCGAUAUAAGCACCGAGAAUGCCAUGCUUCCUGGGUCACGGAGAAUGAAUAAGGGUGUGGAAUCUCUGGUUGAAGCAUCAAUUGCAGAAGCUGAGGCUAUCAGUGCUACUCUGGCUGCUGCUAAGGCAAGACAAGUUAAUGGAGAAGUUGAAUUGCCAGACCGGGAUCGUGGGGCGGAGGCCACUCCUAGUGGGGAGCAAAUGUCCUCUUCCAUUAAAAUGCCUGACACUGCUGGGUCAAAUAACAUUACCCCAACUGGGGUUCGGCUGCACCAUAGAGCUGUGGUUGUAGCUGCAGAGACUGGUGGAGCUUUAGGGGGGAUGGUGAGACAACUUUCAAUAGACCAAUUUGAGAAUGAAGGCAGACGAGUCAGCUAUGGGACUCCGGAAAGUGCAUCUGCUGCUAGGAAGUUGUUGGAUCGACAAAUGUCCAUUAACAGUGUGCCAAAGAAAGUCAUUGCUCAUCUUUUGAAGCCUCGUGGAUGGAAGCCUCCUGUUCGUCGGCAAUUUUUCUUAGAUUGUAAUGAAAUAGCAGAUCUUUGUGACAGUGCUGAGAGGAUUUUCUCUAGUGAGCCCAGUGUUUUGCAGCUGAAGGCUCCUAUUAAGAUUUUUGGUGAUUUGCAUGGACAAUUUGGAGAUCUCAUGCGCCUCUUUGAUGAGUAUGGUGCACCCUCGACUGCUGGCGAUAUUGCAUACAUCGAUUAUCUCUUCUUAGGAGAUUAUGUUGACCGUGGCCAGCACAGCCUGGAGACAAUUACUCUUCUGCUUGCGCUGAAGGUUGAGUACUCCCACAAUGUACAUUUAAUUCGUGGAAACCAUGAGGCUGCAGAUAUCAAUGCCCUUUUUGGCUUUCGGAUAGAGUGCAUUGAGCGCAUGGGUGAAAGAGAUGGAAUCUGGGCGUGGCAUCGAAUAAAUCGUUUGUUUAACUGGCUGCCUCUAGCAGCUCUUAUCGAGAAGAAGAUCAUUUGUAUGCAUGGUGGUAUUGGUAGGUCAAUAAAUCAUGUGGAGCAGAUUGAGAAUAUUCAGCGCCCAAUUACCAUGGAGGCUGGCUCUAUUGUGUUGAUGGAUCUAUUAUGGUCCGACCCAACAGAAAAUGAUAGCGUGGAAGGACUCAGGCCAAACGCAAGAGGCCCUGGGUUGGUUACCUUUGGGCCUGACCGUGUGAUGGAGUUCUGCAACAACAACGAUCUCCAGUUGAUUGUUCGUGCUCAUGAAUGUGUGAUGGACGGCUUUGAGCGAUUUGCCCAAGGGCAUUUAAUAACUCUGUUCUCAGCUACCAACUACUGCGGUACUGCAAAUAAUGCUGGAGCAAUAUUGGUGUUGGGCAGAGAUCUUGUUGUGGUUCCCAAACUAAUCCAUCCUUUGCCUCCGGCAAUAUCAUCCCCAGAAACAUCCCCCGAACGCCACAUUGAAGACACAUGGAUGCAAGAACUUAAUGCGAACAGACCACCCACACCUACCCGAGGGCGUCCUCAAGUAGCAAAUGACCGAGGCUCUCUUGCUUGGAUUUGAUGGGAUAGAUACAGUUCAUUUACACUACUUUCACGCCAAGCUUGCUGCUGCACGAGGGUUUGGAUUUUGAAGGACAAAUAUUUCAUGUCCAGGAACGGGAAUCUAUGGCUUGCUGAGUUGGAGACAUUUUUUGCCACGAGGAGUCAGUAGCCCGUGAGAUGGGAGUACGAGUUCCAGAACUGGAAGAUUUGAUUCGUUGCCUUUGGCACACCAAAGGCUACAGGUUGGGUCCCACCCAGCUUCUGUAAAUUGUGCCGCGAGGGAUUGGAAGGAAGUUUUUUCCUCCUGUACAAGUCUGUAAGGUCGGUUUCUUCACGUUUUCGUGGUUUCAUAGCGCGGGAUAUUUUUGCUGAUUAGUAUAUUUUCCCCCCCCAGGGUUCCUCAUUUAGGGCGAUAUUAAAAUUUUUUUUUUCUACUUGAUGGUUCGGUUGUGCGUUGGGUAUCGGGAUACAUAAUUGUUGUGGUUCAGAUUGUGGGGCGUCUCGUGUAUCAUACAAGGGGUUGCUUUUGUGUAAUUUCAAUGUCUGUCUUUGUACAAUAUAAUUUGGUUUGAAGAGGACGACCUCCUCUCCUCUCAAUUUACAUGAACAAUAGAUGUGUUUUUUUUUUUGGGGGGUAAA
Molecule: messenger RNA, 4105 nt
Organism: Punica granatum (pomegranate)
Lineage: Eukaryota; Viridiplantae; Streptophyta; Magnoliopsida; Myrtales; Lythraceae
Source: RefSeq, a predicted model, not a curated record